CGUGAUCACCCCCUUCCUCCCCAAUCCAUGAUUCAACGCCCCGUCAAAGCAAAGUCCAGAAUAAUAUAGCAGUAGACCUGGACUCGAAUUUGCAUUAGGUCUUACAACAAUGGUGUCUGCAACCCGAAGGAGACUCGUUGGUCAGCCCUUGUUGUUCGCGGUCUCGCUGUUCGCUAGUUUAGGCGUAUUUCUUUUCGGAUAUGACCAAGGCGUGAUGUCUGGAAUAAUAACAGGACCGCAUUUCAACAAGUACUUUCAUGCGCUUGGACCGAUAGAAAUUGGAAGUAUGGUUGCGGUGUUGGAAGUAGGAGCUUUUGCCACGUCGAUUGCUGCAGGUCAAAUAGGUGACAUUAUCGGGAGGAAAGGCACGCUGUUCAUCGGCGCGUUGGUUUUUACGAUUGGAGGUGCCAUUCAAACGUUCACUCCUGGAUUUGCGGUUAUAGUGCUUGGAAGGAUUGUUAGUGGAUGUGGAGUGGGGUUGUUAUCAACAAUAGUUCCUAUAUAUCAAAGUGAAAUAUCUCCUCCUAAUCAUAGAGGCGCAUUGGCUUGCGUAGAAUUUACGGGAAAUGUAUUUGGAUAUGCAUUCUCAGUGUGGACAGAUUACUUCUGUUCGUUUAUAGACUCGGAUCUAGCAUGGCGGAUACCCCUCCUAUUACAAUGUAUCAUUGGAGGAAUCCUUGCUCUCGGUUCGUUAGUUCUGCCUGAAAGCCCGAGGUGGCUGAUAGACACGGAUAAGGAUGAAGAAGGAAUGCGAAUUAUUGCUGACUUGCGUGGUGGUGAUUUGGAUGAUCCGACAGCGAGAGCGGAGUUUAGAGAGAUCAAGGACAAAGUUGUGUCAGAGCGAGAAUCUGGAGAAGGAAGAUCGUACGGAAUGAUGUGGAGGAAAUAUAAGCAGAGAGUGUUGUUAGCUAUGUCGUCGCAAGCUUUUGCACAACUGAACGGGAUCAAUGUCAUUUCCUACUACGCACCCAAGGUUUUCGAAGCUGCUGGCUGGAAGGGUCGCCAAGCUAUAUUAAUGACGGGCGUUAAUGCUAUCAUAUACGUUCUAAGCACGGUUCCACCGUGGUAUCUAGUUGAUCGAUGGGGUCGAAGGCCCAUUCUGCUAUCUGGUGCAGCAGUGAUGUGCCUUUCGCUAUGCGCUACUGGGUACUGGAUGUACCUCGAUACACCCUCCACUCCGAAUGCUGUCGUGGUGUGCGUGAUUGUGUUUAAUGCCGCUUUUGGAUACAGUUGGGGUCCUAUUCCGUGGUUAUACCCUCCAGAGAUCAUGCCUCUGACCGUCCGCGCAAAGGGUGUAUCGCUGUCUACGGCGACGAACUGGGCAUUCAACACUUUGGUUGGAGAAGUUACGCCGUAUCUGCAAGAGGUCAUUACGUGGCGAUUGUAUUUUAUGCAUGGAUUCUUUUGCAUGUGUAGUUUUGUGUUGGUUUACUUUCUGUAUCCUGAAACCAAAGGAGUGCCUCUCGAAGAAAUGGACGCGGUGUUUGGAGAAGAAGACAACACCAAAUCCCAUUUUUCCGCCCUCGGACCUGAUUCUUCCUCCGAAAGAACGACCUUCUUACCAUCAGGAGGGAAUUCAGAGUAUCCCCCCACACCCACACCCAAACCAAGAUCACGGAACUUCCAAAACUACCCUCCCAACGGUUGGCUUCCGCGGUUUUUACGUAGGAAUGGCGGAAGUAGUCGUCGUGAGGGUGGGGGUGGGAAGGACGUCGAGUACCAGCCUCUACAUGUGGUAACGGACGAUGAGGACGAGACAGAAAUGGGUACCCGGACAAUGGAUAUGGAUCAUUCUCAUCGGAGGAAGUCUGCCUCUGACUUUUUAGAAGACGAGGAUCCAGAAGACGACGUGGGAGAGUAUGAGGUAGUUCCGAGGGAGUCUCUGGCGGUGGGAGCGAGUGGUAUACUACGGUAGCGUGGAGAAACAAAGAAGUUCCCGAAAACAAAACAAAAGCAGGAAGGAACCUUGUUUUUCCAGGUAGUGUAAGAUUCUAUUCUAUUGAUAACGUACCCUUUCUUCCUCUGUGUUUUUCGAGGGAAAAAACUAAUUUAUUUUCUCAAUUCUAUGAUAUUUUUAUUCGGAAGCCCCG
Messenger RNA from Marasmius oreades (fairy-ring Marasmius), 2090 nucleotides. RefSeq lists its product as uncharacterized. Gene Ontology annotation, cellular component: membrane. The record is from RefSeq and is a predicted model, not a curated record. NCBI's taxonomy places the organism in Eukaryota, Fungi, Basidiomycota, Agaricomycetes, Agaricales, Marasmiaceae. Gene Ontology annotation, biological process: transmembrane transport; carbohydrate transport. The transcript has 20 exons. Gene Ontology annotation, molecular function: carbohydrate:proton symporter activity. The coding region runs from base 110 to 1915 and encodes 601 amino acids.